This is a messenger RNA of Medicago truncatula (barrel medic), 1278 nucleotides long. RefSeq names its product zerumbone synthase. The transcript is spliced from 4 exons. The coding region runs from base 195 to 1100 and encodes 301 amino acids. The record is from RefSeq and is a predicted model, not a curated record. NCBI's taxonomy places the organism in Eukaryota, Viridiplantae, Streptophyta, Magnoliopsida, Fabales, Fabaceae.
GUUUCCCACUAAGAGAAUAAUUUUGUGUCACCUCCUAUAUUUGUAAGAGACAAAACUUGUACAACUCUUCUUCCUUAAAUACUUACUCAUCAACCCAUCAUUUGUUUUCUUUCAAAUUUACCAGAGCUAGAUCCAUCAAAGGUCAACACUCUUCUUUUUUCCCUCACAAUCAGAUCUUGAUCAAUCUCACCAUCAUGCUCAGAACUCUAGCCAGGGAGUUGAAGCUCACCAACUUCAGCAAUGGUUUGGUUAAAAAACGCAGCAGCAGAUUCUAUGCAACGGUUGGUGGAAGAAGGUUAGAAGGAAAAAUUGCAAUCAUAACUGGAUCAGCAAGUGGACUUGGUAAAGCAACAGCCCAUGAAUUUGUCCAACAUGGGGCCCAAGUAAUCAUCGCCGACAACGACACUCAACUUGGGCCAAAAGUUGCAAAAGAAUUGGGCCAUUCAGCCCAGUAUGUGGAAUGUGAUGUCACUGUUGAGGCCCAAGUAGAAGAAGCAGUGAACUUUGCCAUAACAAACUAUGGUAAACUAGACAUCAUGUACAACAAUGCUGGCAUAACAGGACCAGUAAUCCCACCAAGCAUAACAGAAUUGGACCUUGAUGAAUUUGAGAAGGUCAUGAGAAUCAAUGUAACAGGAGUUAUUGCAGGUAUAAAACAUGCGGCUCGAGUGAUGAUACCAAAGGGCUAUGGGUCCAUAAUAUGUACAUCAAGCAUAAGUGGGCUAUUUGGUGGGCUUGGGCCUCAUCCUUACACAAUAUCAAAGUCUACAAUACCUGGGGUGGUGAAAUCUGUGGCUAGUGAACUAUGUGGAGCUGGGAUUAGAGUCAAUUGCAUAUCACCAACUGCAAUUCCUACACCAAUGUCAUUGUAUCAAAUUGGAAAGUUUAUUCCUGGUGUGACCUAUGAACAGAUAGGGGAAAUUGUUAGUGGACUUAGUGCUCUCAAAGGUGCCAAAUGUGAGGACAUUGAUGUUGCUAGAGCUGCAUUGUACUUGGCAUCAGAUGAUGCUAAGUUUAUCUCAGGUCAGAAUCUCAUAGUUGAUGGAGGGUUCACUUCCAUAAAAAAUUUCGCGUUUCCUUCUCCGGAUCAAAUCGGCUAGCUAGGGUUUAAAUUGCGGUUGCGGAAAAUUAUGAAUAAAUGUGAUUCAUGUAGUGGUAAUUGCAAUGUGAUCAUGAAAACCUCAGCAAUCCUUGUAUAAUUGUAUUAUGGUUUGUUUUUAAAUUUGUGGGCCGUUCAAUUUUUAUUUAUUUAUAAACUUAAGAAACCUUUUUUUUUUC